UUGCAGAUUAUUCUUUCCUAUGUUCCAUUGUUUCCAGGUUACACUUCAUUUUGUUUCACCGUGAUGCAACCAACCGGCGAAACCCGCGAUUUUGUGAACAAAAGGAAGAUGUGGAUGAAGAGGAAGAAGCAGCUUUCACUGCCAAAUCCUCUCUCCCAUAUCCACCUGGACCACCUCCACCAAGCAACGCCGUCAACUCCUCAACAAGACCGAAUCAGUGAAUUACCCAAGGACGUCCUUAGCCGAAUUUUAUCCUUGUUGCCCAUGCAAAUGGCUAUCCAAACCAGCAUCUUGUCAACAAGGUGGCGCCAUCUCUGGAAAUCCACCCACGUUGUAGAUUUCCACGAUUUACCCUUCUCUGCCAGGAAACCUGUUGACUAUACUCCCAUCACCCGCUGCUUAAACAGCCUUGAAUCUCCUAAUAUCAAAUCAUUCACCGUUGUUGGUCACGUUGGCUACCGUUCUCAUCCUGAUGUAAGAAGAUGGGUCGAGUUUGCAUUCUCCAAAAACGUCGAAGCUCUGAGGAUAGGUCUCAUGCAAAUUUCUUAUCCAGUCAAAUUCGCUCUGUUGCCAAGAUCUUUAUUUACCAAGAACGAUCAAACUCAAAAGAUAAAGGUUCUUCUUCUAAGCCACGUUGACUUUACACCACCUCGAGGGGUGACGUUUUCUGGGUCUGGGUUUGUUUCUCUUCAGUCGCUUUCUUUAACAAAUUGUAAACUUGUUAACGGGACUGUGGAGUCGCUUCUUCGUAAAUGUUUGGUUCUUGAGGUUUUGGUCCUCGAUAGUUGUUUUGGGCUUAUUAGGGUUAACAUCAGUGGUCCAAAUCUUAAGCUGAAGCAGCUUACUUUCAAGUGGAACCUUUUUGAUGAUGUGGAGGAGGUGGAUAUGUUAUUCGAAGUUGACGCUCCUAGUCUUUCAACUCUGAAGUACUCGGGUGACUUAGCCGCGAUUCGUUUGAAGAACUGUGAGGGACUAGGGGAAAUAAUCCUACUAGGGGAGUUAGAAGAAGCUUAUCAGGAAAUCAUUAACCACAUUAGUGAAUUGAUCAAUCAAGUCACUCACGUGAAGAUUUUGGGUGUGAAUUUACAGUUUCUUCUGUUCGUGGGCAUUGAGUACUACACGAGGGGCCUUCCAUUCUUAUUAUUCCAAAAUCUUCAGCAUCUGAUUUGGUGUGGUUCACCGAAGUCUCAAAAUGAAGUUUACAACCUUAUAUGCUUCCUGGGGGAUUGUCCUUGUCUUGAGACUUGUGAAAUAGAUUUUCGGCAGCAAUAUUAUUGGGCUGCAUUCUGCGAUACCGUAAGGGAGAGUAUUCAGGAACCUACAUUUGUCAUGGACGAAGGUGCACAAUAUCAGCUGUAUCAGGGUAGAUAUCUAAAAAAGCUUAAAUCGGUUAGAGUCCUGUGCUUUUCAGGCUUUGAUGGUGAAAUGAUGCUGGUGCGGUUGUUGUUGGGAAAGGCUGUGAAUCUUCAAAAACUGGAAUUGCUCUGGCAGAAUGAUCCUAGUGACAUGACUGACAAUGUGUUGCAGAUUGUCCUUCGGCAACGUUUACAUAAAAGGAACCCAGACCCUGAUCUUGUAGCUACACAAUUGAAGAGAAUUUUGAUUGAAGACCGGGUCACUGGUUUGCCCAGAGCUUCUCCUAAUGCCCAAGUCCUAUUCAAGAGCAGAUGGAAAUUUUGA
This is a messenger RNA of Durio zibethinus, 1680 nucleotides long. RefSeq names its product putative F-box/LRR-repeat protein At3g18150. Gene Ontology annotation, molecular function: protein binding. Lineage: Eukaryota; Viridiplantae; Streptophyta; Magnoliopsida; Malvales; Malvaceae. The record is from RefSeq and is a predicted model, not a curated record.